Messenger RNA from Dentiscutata erythropus, 840 nucleotides. NCBI's taxonomy places the organism in Eukaryota, Fungi, Glomeromycota, Glomeromycetes, Diversisporales, Gigasporaceae. The record is from the annotation of a GenBank genome assembly.
GCAACGAAAGAUGUGAACGAAGGACUAGUUGGAGCUAACUUAAUUCCCGAAGAAACAGCCGACAACGUAGAUGAAGUAAAAAAGGCCAUAAUUCAAAACGUUAAAUGGCAAAUGUCAUUCGAUAGAAAAAUUAGAGCCCUUAAAUCGUUUCAAGGGUACAUUUGGAAAUCAGGAUUCAAUUCCGGUGAAUUGGAGACAGAAGUAUAUGAUGACGCAGUUGAAGCAAUGAAUAAAUGGAAAGAUCUCGGAAUAAAAAUGUUUAUUUAUUCUUCAGGAAGUGUUUCUGCCCAAAAAUUAUUAUUUGGUCAUUCGGAUAAAGGAGAUUUGUUAAAUUAUUUUUCAGGUUAUUUUGACACAACAAUUGGUUCUAAACUUGAAAAAGAUAGUUAUCUGAAUAUUGCUAAACACAUUGGAGUGGAACCGAAGGAUAUUUUAUUUUUGAGCGAUAAUGUGAAAGAGAUAAGUGCUGCAAAAAAUGCAGGAUUUCAAACGGCAAUUGUUGAACGUCCAAAUAAUGCACCUUUAUCUGAUGAUGAUCGAAAAGAUAAUAUUGUUUUAACUAACUUUCUUCAAAUAUUCUCGCAUCAUUCAUACAUUGAACCUCUUGCAAAAGUGCUCUGUGAUUGUGAUACAACUCGAAAACCCUCUCGUUCUGAAAAUGAACAUGUAUAUGGUCGAGUUUUUGACCCCAAAAAAACACAUUCAAAUCAAAAAUUACAUCUUAAGCAAUGCGACCGUCUCUAUGCUUAUUGUAGCGAUACAUUACUUGAACCACCUCCACCAGCUUUAUUACAUUUAUUAACUGGAUCUGAUAUUAAUACAUCAAAUGUUCUUUAUUGA